Camelina sativa (false flax) is the source of this 2736-nucleotide messenger RNA. RefSeq lists its product as uncharacterized. Gene Ontology annotation, biological process: regulation of DNA-templated transcription; protein phosphorylation. NCBI's taxonomy places the organism in Eukaryota, Viridiplantae, Streptophyta, Magnoliopsida, Brassicales, Brassicaceae. The record is from RefSeq and is a predicted model, not a curated record. Gene Ontology annotation, molecular function: ATP binding; protein serine/threonine kinase activity.
UAACCAUUGUUGUUGACUGCUUUCUUCUGGCGUGUCAAAUCCAGUAUCUAGAGAGAAAGAAAGUUUGAAUCGUUUGAUAAGAAUAUCGACAAUGGUUAAACUUCUCCAAGGUAAACUUGACAAGGAGCUGUUGAAGAAGAUGCUAGAGAUAGAGCAAAGUCAGGAGCAUCUAAUGCAGGAGAUGUCUAGGCUUAAGGUUUCUUCUACGGCGGAGAUUAAGCAGCCAUCACAUCCAGCCUUGAGGAAUAGCUGUGCCUCCUCGUUGCGCAAGGAGAUCCUUUGCAAGGAUUCGAUGAUAUGGAGACCAUCUGCCGGGAAGAAGUUCACGGAAAAACAGUAUCUGAAUAUUUUGCAGUCCAUGGCACAAUCUGUUCAUGCCUUCGAUCUUAAUAUGCGAAUUAUCUUUUGGAAUGCCAUGGCAGAAAAGCUUUAUGGGUACUCUGCUGCAGAAGCAGUUGGGCAGAACCCAAUUAACGUUAUGGUUGAUGAUCGGGAUGCCGUCUUUGCAAUGAAUAUUGCUCAGCUUUGUUCCAAUGGAGAGAGCUGGACUGGCAAGUUUCCUGUCAAGAACAAAUCAGGGGAGAAAUUUUCAGCUGUCACUACCUGUUCCCCCUUCUAUGCUGAUGACGGUUCUCUUAUUGGGAUUAUUUCUAUCACAAGUGACAUUGCACCCUAUCUGAACCCAAGAAUCUCUUUCGCUAAAUUAAAGGCGCAAGAAGUUGAACCGAGCUCUAGCCCUGUUGGUUUUGCAUCUAAACUUGGUAUGGAAUCCAAAAGAGCUGUUGUGUCAAAACUUGGCCUUGAUUCUGCUCAGCCUAUACAAGUUGCUAUAGCAUCAAAGAUAUCAGAUUUGGCAUCCAAGGUGAGGAACAAGGUCAGGUCGAAAAUGCCAGCAGGUGAUAGUAGUGUCACACUGCCUUAUGUUUCUACCCUCACUGACCACAAGGACGAUGCAGCAUUAAUAACGGGUACCAGCUCACCAAGGGGGGAUUUUAUCCAAUCUCCUUUUGGUGUAUUCACAUGUAACGAUGAAAAGAUUACUUUGGAAACCUUGGAAAAUUCCACUGAUGAGAGUGAUGGAAAGCCUGCAUUCCACAAGGUUCUCACCUCAAAAGCCGAAGAAUGGAUGGUAAAGAAAGGUUUGUCAUGGUCAUGGAAAAAGAACGGUUCAAAAGGAGAGCCUACUCAUUCUGUAUGGCCUUGGCUACAGAAUGAACAAGAGAUAGAGAAGUCUCACCAGACUAAUCACUCUUUUGGUGUUCAGUCUGAAACUCAUGCCUCCGAAAGUAAUAAGCCUACCAAUGAUGAGGCUUCUAGCUUGUGGUCUUCCUCUAUAAUUGCAAACAUUACAAGCAGGGCUAGUAGCUGCGAAAGUACCAUCAGCAGUGUUAUGAACAAGGAGGAUACAGAUGGCAAUUGCUUGGAAGAUGAGAUUUUAUGGGAAGAUCUGGCAAUCGGAGAGAAAAUUGGACAAGGCUCAUGUGGAACUGUAUAUCACGGUCUCUGGUUUGGAUCUGACGUAGCUAUAAAAGUGUUCUCUAAACAAGAAUAUUCAGAAGAGGUCAUACACUCUUUUAAACAAGAGGUAUCGUUGAUCAAAAGACUUAGACAUCCUAACGUUCUGCUGUUUAUGGGAGCUGUUACUUCACCUCAACGUCUCUGUAUAGUGUCAGAGUUCCUUCCACGUAGAAGUAUCUUCCAUAUACUGCAGAGAAGAACGUUAAAACUGGAUCGGAGGCGGCGUAUCCGCUUGGCCUUGGACAUUGCCCGCGGUAUGAACUAUCUUCACCGCUGUAGUCCACCCAUUAUGCAUCGUGAUCUGAAAUCGUCAAAUCUGCUGGUAGACAGGGACUGGACCGUUAAGGUAGCUAACUUUGGUCUUUCACGUAUCAAGCAUGAAACGUAUCUAACCACCAAGUCCGGGAAGGGAACGCCUCAAUGGAUGGCACCAGAAGUUCUCCGAAAUGAAUCUUCUGAUGAGAAGUCUGAUAUUUACAGCUUUGGAGUAGUACUAUGGGAGCUUGCCACAGAGAAGAUCCCAUGGGAAAAUCUCAACUCCAUGCAGGUGAUCAAAGCUGUGGGGUUCAUGAACCAGAGGCUGGAUAUUCCAAAGGACAUUGAUCCUCGCUGGGUCUCAUUAAUGGAGAGCUGUUGGCACAUUAAUACAAAGCUGAGACCCACACUCCAAGAACUGAUGGAGAAACUAAGAGACCUACAAAGAAAGUAUACAAUGGAGUUCCAAGCAACUCGUGCUGCGCUACCUGCUGGCAACUCUCUUCUCAAGGACAGCUAAACAAACAAAAGUUGACCCUUUCUCUUAUCCCUAUGGUUCAAAUGGAGCCUUCCCCGUUACUGUACCAAAUUCAUUGAGAUUGGUCAUCUUUCCAUCAUCUUCUGACACAAAUGUUGAAAAAACUAUCAGCUAGUGAGGUUGACGACUCUGUUUCAGACACUUGAGCUGUGAUCAGAUAUGCAUAAUUAAUGUUUAGUGCUGACCAAGGCCCAUGCGUCUCCGGCUCUCAUCUCACAUUGUAAUAGCAAGAGCAGGAAAAAAGAUCUCGUCUCGAGUCUUGUCUCAGCUAUGAGACUUUUCCAGUUCCCUUCCCGAACUAAUAACCAUACUAUACCAACAAAGUUAUGAUUAUCAAUAGACUAAUACACAUCAAAUGUUAAUUUACCAAUAGUUGGGGUGACUUAUGUUUUUCAAUUUUUUGAAUUUUAUUGCUAAUAUGUUAU